GGGGCCCCGAGGCGGCAUGAGCGGCGCCCGGCGCGCGAGCUGGCUGGCGGCCGGCCUCAUCCUAGGGGCGGGCGCCUGUUACUGCGUGUACAGGCUGACGCGGGGCCGGCGGCGGGGCGGCCGAGGGCUCGGUCCGCGCCCCGCGAGAUCGGCAGAAGACCUCACUAGUGGUUCCUAUGAUGAUGUUCUAAAUGCCAACCAACUUCAGAAACUGCUUUACCUGCUCGAUUCCACCGAUGACCCUUUCAUUACAGAGAGAGUUUUGGUCACUCUGGGUAACAGCGCAGCCUUCUCAGUGAACCAAGCCAUUAUUCGUGAAUUGGGUGGUAUCCCAAUUGUUGGAAACAAAAUCAACAGUCCCAACCAGAGUAUUAAAGAGAAAGCUUUAAAUGCACUGAAUAACCUGAGUGUGAAUGUUGAAAAUCAAAUCAAGAUAAAGACGUACGUCCAUCAAGUCUGUGAGGAUGUCCUGGCUGGUCCCCUGAACUCCGCCGUGCAACUGGCCGGACUUAGACUGCUGACCAACAUGACCGUGACCAAUGAUCACCAGCAUCUGCUGAGCAGUUACAUCACAGACCUAUUCCACGUGCUCCUCGCCGGAAACGGAAACACCAAGGUUCAAGUGUUGAAACUGAUUGUGAAUCUGUCUGAAAACCCAGCUAUGACAGAAGGACUUCUCGGUGCCCAAGUGGACUCAGCAUUCCUGGCCCUCUUCGACAGUCACGUGGCAGCGGAGAUCCUGCUCCGAGCACUCACGCUGUUUCAGAACAUAAAUAACUGUGUCAAAGCAGAGGGCCGCCAGGCUCUGAAGCCCACCUUCCCGCAAGGCUCGUUGUUUUCCCUGUUGUACGGAGAAGAAUGCGCCCAGAAAAUGAGAGCUCUGGGGGCUCACCACGACGCGGACGUGAAAGAGAAGGCCGCAGCAAUAACUCCAGCCUUCUGAUGGCCUGGUCCUGCAUUCCUCCCUGCAGCAACACACUCUGGAAGCUUCUUUCCCAUUUGCCUAACAGAUUCUUGAGCUGCCGAACUUGUACAGUAAACAUCCCAUUUCAUCCUCCACACACUGCAGGUUGAGCAUUUCUCAUUUAUCAUGUUCAAAAGAAAGGAAAAAUUCAGAUUCCGGCGUGUGUUAGUGUUCCUGUGAAGCUUAUAUAUUUAAUAAUCAGAAACACACACACACACACUCAGGUCACAAGUAUCUUGGAGAAGUGAUCUUCCACCUGUAUGUGGCCGCAAUCUUCGGGUUUAUUUUGGAUCGUUUUACUGAUGCCCGUUGACUAGAAGAGCUUGCAUGAGUACCGUUAGUUUUUCUUUUGCUUCCUAGUUACAGAGACACUGAUUUUCCCUACAGGAAGGGGCCGUGGCCAUUCUGUGUGUGACGUGCCCUGUAGUGUGGAGUGGUCUGUCCUCCUCCCUCUGAGAGCACUUAGCCUGGGACUAAGUCACGGCUUUACAGCUGCCCAGCAAUGACCUUGUCCUUGGGAAGAAGCAGUGAGAUGCUGAGGAACCCAGCCACACUGCUUUGAAAACGUCUGUUCCCAUCAUGCAAAUGUGAGGACACAAUGAAGGCAUCAAGGAAGACACGACUCUCGGGAGAGAAG
Molecule: messenger RNA, 1601 nt
Organism: Ochotona princeps (American pika)
Lineage: Eukaryota; Metazoa; Chordata; Mammalia; Lagomorpha; Ochotonidae
Gene: ARMC10
Product: armadillo repeat containing 10
Exons: 6
Coding region: 17-943 (308 amino acids)
Biological process (GO): negative regulation of intrinsic apoptotic signaling pathway by p53 class mediator
Cellular component (GO): mitochondrion
Source: RefSeq, a predicted model, not a curated record